GGUACGAGUGGUGGCCGCGUCAGCCCAGUGAAUCGAUGGGAUGAUGUGCUGUCCGGUCGCGGCCGAAGGGUGCCGCCGUUGCGCUCGUGCCGCGUGCUGCCGGCGCGGUCAUGAGUGAGGCCGAGGCUGCUGAUGCGGGUCGCGUGAACGGAGUUGGCCGCCACUUCUCGAUGGGGGGAGAGGUGGCGCAGGACGAGCGGCCCGCGCAGAAGCCGCUCCGCAAGACCAAGUCCGUGUCGUUCCACAGUGCAACAUGUUUGAGGAGCGAGCGCAAGGUGUCCAGCGUGCAAGAGUGCCUGCAGCGAAUGGUGGCAGGCAGCACACUGAUCAAGAUCAGACCCAACCUGCGCCAGUACCACCGCUUCUUCAGCGUCACUGAAGACCUGGCCGCGGUACGCUGGGUCCCCUCGAAGAAGUCCAACAAAGCCCAAGUGCCCAUCGACUCCAUUAAAGAGAUUCGCACUGGCAAGAACACGCCGAUAUUUCGGAACAAGGAGUUCAGUGGGGCUUACUGUGAAGAAUGUGCCUUCUCGAUCAUUUAUGGUGAAGACUACGAGUCCCUCGAUCUGGUGGCCACGUCUCCGGAUGAGGCCAACAUCUGGAUCACCGGGCUGAACGCCCUCAUAGCACCGGACGGCAUGGACGGCAAGGCGGCGGUGCGCGAGCGGUGGCUGGGCGAGAUGUUCGCACGCGCCGCCGGCGACACGCUGGGCCUGCUGGACGAGCGGGCCGCCAUCGAGCUGAUGCGUCGACUGAACUCACAGAUCACUACCGGCAGGAUCAAACAGAAGCUGGCGGAGUACGACAACCAGAGAGCAGACGGCGACGCCAGGGGUAUGCUGACGAGCAGGGAGUUUAUUGACAUGUUCAAAGAAAUCGCCACGCGUCCUGAUAUCUAUUUCCUGUUACUCAGGCAUUCCAAUAAAGAAUAUAUGACAGUGGAAGACCUUCACUUGUUCUUGGAAGGAGAGCAAGGGAUGACAGGGCUGACGUGGGAGAAGUGCAUGGACAUCAUCAAGCACUACGAGCCCAACCCGGAGUCGCGGAGGAACGGCCAGCUGAUGAUUGACGGCUUCACGCGCUACCUGCUGUCGGCCGAGUGCGACGUGUUCAGCUCGCGACACCGCAAGGUCUGCCAGGAGAUGACGCACCCACUCACCCACUACUUCAUCUCGUGCUCCCACAACACGUACCUGAUGCAGGACCAGCUGCGCGGCCCGUCCAGCGUUGAGGGCUACAUCCGAGCGCUGAACAACGGCUGCCGCUGCGUCAAGGUUGACUGCUGGGACGGUCGAGACGAGGAGCCACUGGUCUACCACGGCAACACGCUGACGUCUCGCACGCCGCUGCAGGACGUGCUCCGCACCGUCAGUGACUAUGCCUUCGAGGU
Messenger RNA from Pollicipes pollicipes, 1390 nucleotides. RefSeq names its product inactive phospholipase C-like protein 1. Gene Ontology annotation, molecular function: phosphatidylinositol-4,5-bisphosphate phospholipase C activity. Lineage: Eukaryota; Metazoa; Arthropoda; Thecostraca; Pollicipedomorpha; Pollicipedidae. The record is from RefSeq and is a predicted model, not a curated record. Gene Ontology annotation, biological process: release of sequestered calcium ion into cytosol; phosphatidylinositol metabolic process; phosphatidylinositol-mediated signaling.